This is a messenger RNA of Notodromas monacha, 1089 nucleotides long. NCBI's taxonomy places the organism in Eukaryota, Metazoa, Arthropoda, Ostracoda, Podocopida, Cyprididae. The record is from the annotation of a GenBank genome assembly.
AUGUGGGGACAAGACUGGAUGAGCAUCAGCGAACUUUUAAUGCCAUUCCCGGAAAAACCCAAACAAACGUUUGCCAAGAAAAUGCGAGCUCAGAAUUACACUGUGGAGAAGAUGUAUCGAGUUGCUGAGGAUUUCUUCGUAUCCCUGAACUUUUCUUCCUUGCCGGAGUCCUUCUGGAAACUUUCCAUGCUGAAGAAACCAGCUGACGGGAGACGAGUCAUGUGCCAGCCGUCCGCUUGGGACUUUUGUGAUACUCAGGACUUCAGGAUCAAGAUGUGCACUGAAGUUUCCUUCAAGGAUCUGCUCAUCGUGACCCACGAAGUUGGCCACAUUCAGUAUUAUAUGGAGUACAGUGGUCAGCCAUUUGUGUUCCGCCAGGGGGCAAAACCAGCUUUCCAUGAAGCUGUUGGAGACACAAUGGUCUUGUCUCUGCUGACCCCUGAACACCUUGAGCGGUUGGGUCUCGUUGACCCCAAGGACUUGUUGGAUAAUGAUGAGCAAAAAAGCCUCAACUUCCUCAUGGAAAUCGCGCUCAAAAAGUUGCCACUGGUUGCCUUCUCCUAUGUCAUGUACAAGUGGAGACACGAUGUCAUGUCCAAGACUUACUCGUCUGAGCAGCUCAAUUGCCGCUGGUGGGAGCUGAGGGAGAAGUUUGAAGGAGUAAAAGCCCCUUCAAAGAGAAGUGAAGAGGACUUUGACCCAGGCUCAAAGUGGCAUGUUGUUGCUGACCUGCCAUUCCUCAGGACUGCUGAAUUAAUCAAGGUUAACAUAUUCAGGUACCAAUUCAGCAAGAUUCUCGAGUUCCAGUUUCACAAGGCGUUAUGUGAAGCUGCUGGAAAGUACCCCACCAUUCCUCUACACAAAUGCAGCAUUUACGGAAAUGCUGAAGCUGGAGAGAAAUUUAGGACCCUCUUGAAAGCAGGAUAUUCCGAAGCCUGGGAGGACACUUUGGAAGACAUGACUGGGGUUGCAGACAUGGACGUGCGACCUCUGUUGGAAUACUUUAAACCUUUGCACGAUUACCUUGUCGCAGAAAACGCGAGGACGGGGGAAACUGUUGGUUGGACGAAAGGUGAAACCAGAUGCUGA